Messenger RNA from Tremella mesenterica DSM 1558, 1109 nucleotides. RefSeq lists its product as uncharacterized. The record is from RefSeq and is a predicted model, not a curated record. Bases 251 to 943 code for a protein of 230 amino acids. Gene Ontology annotation, cellular component: mitochondrion. Gene Ontology annotation, molecular function: delta(3,5)-delta(2,4)-dienoyl-CoA isomerase activity. The transcript has 9 exons. Lineage: Eukaryota; Fungi; Basidiomycota; Tremellomycetes; Tremellales; Tremellaceae.
CAAGUAACCAUUCUUACUCUAUCUUGUCACAACCUGCUUGUCAUAUAUCUCAAUCUUUAUUGGGACUCAAGUCAUCUAGCUGACCAUUGAACAAGAUGCAAGUCAUCAACCAAGAAUACAAAUAUCACAAACUUUCCUCCCCUUCAUCUCAUGUUCUACUCAUCGAAUUCAACAGGUUUGACUCUUUGCUCCUUUUCUGACUAUCUACUUACUGAUUCAUAGACCUCCCGUCAAUGCAUUCAACGAUGAAAUGUGGACGGAAUUAAGAACCAUCGUCCAAACCGUUUCUGAAGAUCCUCAAUGUCUCGUCACCGUCCUCACUUCUGCAAUUGAUAAAGGUUUCACAGCCGGAUUAGAUCUAAAGUCGCAAAUUGAAUUACAACGGCAUGAACAUGAUCCAGCAAGAAAAGCUUAUACUCUUCGACAACAUUUACUCGACUUCCAAGGGGCUAUAUCGAGUUUAUCAAAAUGUCGACAACCUGUUAUUGUCGCCAUGCACGGUUUAUGUUUAGGAUUAGCUGUGGAUAUUGCAUCAGCUUGCGAUGUGAGAAUAGCAGCUGAAGAUGCGUCGUUCGGCAUCAUGGAAAUCGACGUGGGUCUAGCGGCUGAUAUCGGCACCCUCCAACGUUUUCCCAAGAUAAUAGGUAACGAUUCCCUAGCUCGGGAAUUAUCUUACACCGGCCGACGGUUUUCCGCAAAAGAAGCAAAAGAAAUGGGUUUCUUAAGUGAAGUAGUGAAAGGUAGUAAAACUGAAGUCGUCUCAAAAGCAAUGGAGAUAGCAAAAAUGAUAGCUUCUAAAAGUCCCAUCGCUUUAAUGUCCACAAAACAUCUAUUGAACCAUGCAAGAGAUCAUACAGUGGAAGAGGGAUUGAAAUAUACAGCUAUUUGGAAUGCAGCAAUGUUACAAGCUUCUGUAUGUCCCCAAAGUCGGUGUUGGAGCUAAUGAACAGGAUACUCAAGUUGCUAUGCGUGCUACUUUGGGUAAAGCUAUCCCGAAUUUCGCUCCUCUUCCCCCGCUUAGGUCCAAAUUAUGAUAACAUCUACCCCGAAGUUUCAAUAAUGCCUCAGAGGUGAACGGUGUGACUUUGCAUGAAUCAACCUCAAAUUGU